AUGACAAUUGAAAUUAGAAAAGAUUUGAAAAUACCAGGAGUGGACAGUAAUGAUGGGUUUGGAAAGUGGAUUGCAAGUCAGCACAUAAAGGGGGAUGUCGUCAUUGACAAGAGCUAUGGUGUUGGUUUGUUCUAUAAAGCUAAACCUGCCGACAUAGCCGAGGAUCCAAUUAUCCUUCGUGUUCCUUCCCUGUCGGCUCUCAACAUGGACACAUUGUUGGACCUACUCAGUAAAUUAAAAUCAAGGGAUAAAGAGCUAGACGCUGGUUUGAAGGAGUCCGAAUUGAUCGUCAAGUUUCUUGAAAUACUAAACCCUGGAACAGAGACAAUAAUUUUGUUGGCAUACUUGUUGGGAUUUGAGUUUUUAAGACAGAAGGGAGAUAAAGCGUCUAAUUAUUACUUGAAAUCACCAUUGAGGAGUUGGGAUGUAUAUUUGGACAUCUUGUUGCUGACGAAAGUGUUUUCCUUUGAUGUGAAUGACGACAACCCACAUUCCAAUAGUUUUGCUGAAUUGCGUGAGAUUGUGUUGGCUGAGUAUGAUGAUUUCAUUGCACAGGCAGAAGAAAGGCUCCCUGAUGCCAACGUCGCUGAAGGCAUAUCAUUUGGUAAGUUUUUUCAAUUAUUUCAAGCAGUGAGGUCGAGAUCGUUAGAGAUCCCGAAGGAAGUCGAGGGAGGAAAUCCUGAUUCAGAGUAUCAAACAAAUAUCACCCUAGUCCCCGUGUUGGAUUUUGCAAAUCAUAAUCGUGAAAACAAUGCCUACUUUGAUGUCGAUAGAGAAAAUAAUGAUAUUGUCUUGAAACUUAAGAAAGCGGCAGUCCAAGAAAAAUUGUUUGAGGUCACCAUUAGUUACAAUCCAGUCGACACAAAGCCUGAAUUUUAUCUCACAUAUGGGUUCCAAUCUGAAACUUAA
This is a messenger RNA of Lodderomyces orthopsilosis Co 90-125, 909 nucleotides long. RefSeq names its product cytochrome c lysine N-methyltransferase (gene CTM1). NCBI's taxonomy places the organism in Eukaryota, Fungi, Ascomycota, Pichiomycetes, Serinales, Debaryomycetaceae. Gene Ontology annotation, molecular function: protein-lysine N-methyltransferase activity; protein binding. Bases 1 to 909 code for a protein of 302 amino acids. The record is from RefSeq and is a predicted model, not a curated record. The transcript has a single exon. Gene Ontology annotation, biological process: peptidyl-lysine trimethylation; peptidyl-lysine monomethylation.